GUGACCUCAGUCGGACCGUCUGGGCCGGUGAUGACCCGUGCCGGUGGCCAUGCCGUCUCUGGCCGUGGGGACCCGUCUCCGUGACCUCAGUCGGACCGUCUGGGCCGGUGGUGACCCGUGCCGGUGGCCAUGCCGUCUCUGGCCGUGGGGACCCGUCUCCGUGACCUCAGUCGGACCGUCUGGGCCGGUGAUGACCCCGUCGCGGCGGUCUGGCGUCUCUCGGGUGGUCGUUGCACGGCCGGGCCGCUCCCGCUGCCCCGAGGCCGGGCGGUUCAGUGGCGAUAAUUCCCCGACCGAAUGAGGCGUGCCCAAAUUGAUGGCGGCUCGGCACCGGCAUUGUCGGCGAAUAACGGGGCGUCCCGUCUCCCCGCGCCGCCUCCGGCGGCCGCUCCGGGUCGGGCUAGGUCGUUCGCUCGGGCGGAUACCAAAGCGGGGUCGCGCUGGAGAUAGCCCAGUCCGCCGCGGAGCCGUCAGGAAUAGCUGCUCCGGCGACGGCGGGGCGCAGGGCCCGCGCUUGCUCUGUAUUCGCCGUGUAAUUAGUGUGUUUCGUCUGUGUGCCGUCUGUGCGGGCGUGUGCGCGAUGUCCGGCUUGCAGCGGCGUCCGACUGGAAGGCGGCGACUGCGGCGCACCGCUUGACGAGGAAGUGUGCGAUGUGGAACUGAGUGGACUGACGUCACUGAUGAUGACGUCACUGACGUCGCUGAACUGAUGGUGGAUGUGGAACUGACGGGGCGCCAUGGACGCGCUGUGGCGCGGCGAAGCGGGUGGACUGCUACCGGUGCUAGACACCGAGGACUUCACACCGUGAAGUGUGCUGCCGGGCGGUGUGUGUUGAAUCGUGGGAGGCACUCGGCGCGCAAGAGAAAUCACAUCACAUCGUGGCAACGUACAAGAACCUUGAAGGGGAGCAACAUGCCGUCUGCGUGACCCGACGCGGACUGCCGGAGAAGAACAUCGGAAGACAGCUAAACCAGAUAAACGCCAGUCAUGGGGUGCAUGGGUAGCAAGCAGAAACUGUCCAAGGAGGACCUCGAGUUUCUCAAAGCCCACACCCGUUACGACGAGGCCACCAUCAAGGAGUGGUACAAAGGAUUCCGG
This is a messenger RNA of Pollicipes pollicipes, 1099 nucleotides long. RefSeq names its product neuronal calcium sensor 2. NCBI's taxonomy places the organism in Eukaryota, Metazoa, Arthropoda, Thecostraca, Pollicipedomorpha, Pollicipedidae. Gene Ontology annotation, molecular function: calcium ion binding. The record is from RefSeq and is a predicted model, not a curated record.